AUGGCUUCCGCAAGAAACAGUUAUUCAGCCUCGGCUGGCCUGUCUUCCGCCGACGGUCCGCUCGAAGAUCCCGCUGCUAUCAUCGAGGGCCUUUCGGACGAGUUAAGCAUUCAACAGGCUGUGCUGGCCUCUCUUUUUGAUCUCCCCGAAUCGAGUGACGUCAAGAAGGAGAUCGUGGCUGUCAGGACCAAGAUUGCGAAUAUCGCACGCCAGCUCGCUGAAGCUAAGGGCGAAGAUCAACACCGCAGCCAGGGUGCGUCAACACCUUCUAGCAAUACGCUAUCGAUACCCUCAGACUUGGGGGAGGGUUCUGGGUCAGGCUCGGGCAUCCCAACGCGAAAGCGUUCUUUCGGAAGCUCACAUCUUGAUGGUUCAUUGAAUCGAAGCGUCGCCAAAUCGCGGCGGACUACUCCGAGCCCGGGCCCUAGAGCCUUCAGUUCUGACUUUGGAGCAUUUGCCGAAGACGACUCGUCUCAGGUUAUUGACCUGACCGGCGACGAUGACAGCAUAUGGCGAUCGACGAUACAGCGACAAAAAGAGGCAGAAGAACGUUUGGGUCGAAGGAAGGCAGAGGAGGACAGAGAUGCUGCAUUGGCGAGGCAAUACGACGGGCGCCCCUCACAAUCCCCGAACGGACCAGUCUUCGCAGCUCCAUCCCGCUUGGGUCAAAACAAUGCUUUUAACCGCAUCCUAGGCAGGUCCUCUCACGCCUCUCCGUGGGCAACGGGUCAUGCCGACCGCAUCAAACAGGAGCCGGGCCCAUCACUGGCGGCAAGACCCCAUACCUCGAUGAAUUCGGGCAGCCAUCAACCUGGGUCGCGUCUAGUAAAACCUGAGCCGGCGGAGCAUGGAUUCCGAGUCCCUGGGGCAUACGUCGACUCAGAGGAGGAGAGCGAUUCUUUUACACGGAACUCACUAGUCGCUCCUCCUCGGCCAUCCCUGCCUUCGCUGCCCUCGCCCUUCUCUCCGUACAACGCAGCGGGCAGCUUGCCUACACUACCAUCGAUGUCACAGGCCAUGUCGUUCGGUGUCCCUGCCAUUGAAUUGGCCCGGCAAAACUCGAUUGCGCGGCAAGAAGGUACGCCUUGGCCGCCGGUCGGUCCGAUCAGCCGCCUGUUACAUACAAAUGGCAGACUCCCGGAGGGUCCCCCCAACGGGCACCCCUUGGUCCUACCAUCUCUCAAUGCUAAUCGGCCAGGUUUUUUGAGCAACGGCGCCUACCACACCCCACCGGGGUCGUCCUUGUUUGGCGGUCCUAGUCUUGCGGACACUAUCGGCCGUGUCGGCGGCUUCAACUUCGACAGCAUGACCGAUGCGAACGGAAAUCCGUUGAACGAGCGCCUCACAAAUUUCCUCGACGAUUAUGUGAACGACCCUAGGAAAACCGAGGAAGACAUACAGAAUCUUCUCUCGAACAUCCGUCCGGAUAUGGAUCUCCCCGAGGAGGAACGUGGCGAAACUCCCGAAGCCAUGAAAUACCCUCUCUAUCCGCACCAACAGCUGGCUCUGAAGUGGAUGACAGAUAUGGAAGAGGGAACGAAUAGAGGCGGCAUCUUAGCAGAUGACAUGGGCCUUGGCAAGACCAUUUCGACCCUCGCCUUGAUGGUCUCCCGGCCCUCCUCUGAAAACAUCAAGACCAACUUGAUCAUCGGCCCUGUCGCUCUCAUCAAGCAAUGGGAACUCGAGGUGAAGAAGAAAGUGAAAGGGGCUCAUAAGUUGAGCGUCUUCCUUCUCCAUUCCAAGAAGCGACCCUACUCCGAGCUCAAGAGCCACUUCUACCGCAUCAUUUUAGACGAGGCUCAAUGCAUCAAGAACAAGGACACCCAAGGGUCCAGAGCCGUGCACAGCAUUAAAGCCACCUACAGAUGGUGCCUUACUGGCACCCCAAUGAUGAACGGCGUGUCGGAACUGUACCCUCUCAUCCGGUUUCUCCGGAUUAGGCCGUAUUGUGAUUUCAAGACCUUCCAAAGGACUUUCAGAGGACUCACCGCGAAGAGCAACGUCACGGAAAUUACGCGCGAUAACGCGAUGCGGCAACUCCAGGCUGUGUUGAAGGCAAUGAUGCUGCGGCGAAUGAAAGACUCGAUGAUUGACGGCAAGCCCAUUCUGACACUGCCGCCAAAGACGGAAAAUUUGGAACACGUUGUCUUCUCUGAGGACGAGCGCCAGUUCUACCGGGAUCUCGAGUCAAAGUCUCAGGUUCAAUUCAACAAAUUUCUCCGUGCGGGAACUGUUGGCAAGAACUACUCCAACAUUCUUGUUCUUCUCCUACGCCUCCGUCAGGCUUGUUGUCAUCCUCACCUGACGGAUUUCGAGGUCACUGGUGCCGCCAUUUCGGAUGUCGAUAUGGUAGCUCUAGCCCGGGAAUUAGAUACCUCAGUGAUUGAGCGCAUCAAGGCCAUUGAGGCGUUUGAAUGCCCUAUCUGUUAUGAUGGUGUCCCUGAUCCGCUCCUCGCCGUUCCGUGCGGCCACGAUACUUGUACCGAGUGUUUUACCUCGCUUACGGAGAACACGGCGCAGGACAACAUCAGGCUAGGCGACGAGAACCGGGCAGCCAAAUGCCCCGUCUGUCGUGGACCGGUUGAUCCGAAGAAGGUCAUCACCCUUACCGCCUUCCGGAAGGUGCAUGCGCCCGAAGCUCUUCCACCAGGUGAUGCUGCCGCUGACAAGCUUCCCGCCAUUUCGGACUCGGAUUCGGACUCUGACUCGGAUUCGGAUGGCUUUAUAUCCGGCAGCGAAGAUGAGCCCGACGUGGACCCGUUUGGGAACCUUGCAGGUUUCGUUGUUCCGGAUAGCGAGGGUGAUGAUGCCAACAACGAGAACGUUGACACAGACAAUGAAUUGGACGCUGUGGCCAAGUCUUUGAAGACAAAACGGGCCGGACAGGCCGAGGGAGCGAAGGAUUCCAAAGCGGCCAAAAAGCUGACCAAAAACAAGAAAAAGAGCAAGAGGGAGGGCAAGACUAAGGCCGAAGAGAUCAAGCCCCACAUGCUCAAACAGCUUCGCAACGACGCGGAUAGGAACAAGGAGGCCCGCCGUCGGUACAUGCGUUACCUUCGUGAUAACUGGGAGGACUCGGCCAAAGUCACACGGGUCAUCGACCUCCUCAAGGAGAUCCAGGAGACGGGCGAAAAGACCAUUAUCUUCUCCCAAUGGACCACCCUUCUCGACAUGAUCGAGUGUCAGAUCAAGGACAAGCUCAACCUCCGCUACUGCCGCUACACAGGCAAGAUGUCGCGCAACCAGCGCGACGAGGCUGUCCAGGACUUUAUCGAGAACCCGCGCAACACCGUCAUGCUCGUCUCGCUGCGCGCUGGCAACGCCGGCCUGAACCUGACCGUCGCCAGCCGCAUCAUCAUCUGCGAUCCGUUCUGGAACCCGUUUAUCGAGGCACAGGCCGUCGACCGCGCCCACCGCAUCGGCCAACAGCGCGAGGUCAAGGUGCAUCGCAUCCUCGUCAAGGAGACGGUCGAAGACCGCAUCCUGGCCCUGCAGAAUAACAAGCGGAAGCUGGUGGAGGCUGCUCUGGACGAGGGCCAGAGCAAGAAUGUAGGUAGGUUGAGUGAGCGCGAGUUGGCGUACUUGUUUGGUGUCGGCCCCGCCAGGCGGUGA
Molecule: messenger RNA, 3612 nt
Organism: Chaetomium globosum CBS 148.51
Lineage: Eukaryota; Fungi; Ascomycota; Sordariomycetes; Sordariales; Chaetomiaceae
Exons: 6
Coding region: 1-3612 (1203 amino acids)
Cellular component (GO): cytoplasm
Molecular function (GO): ATP binding; ATP-dependent chromatin remodeler activity
Source: RefSeq, a predicted model, not a curated record